Messenger RNA from Hemibagrus wyckioides, 4847 nucleotides. It is a transcript of the gene npas4a, whose product is annotated as neuronal PAS domain protein 4a. The coding region runs from base 425 to 3205 and encodes 926 amino acids. Gene Ontology annotation, biological process: regulation of transcription by RNA polymerase II. The transcript has 8 exons. The record is from RefSeq and is a predicted model, not a curated record. Gene Ontology annotation, molecular function: DNA-binding transcription factor activity, RNA polymerase II-specific; RNA polymerase II transcription regulatory region sequence-specific DNA binding; protein dimerization activity. NCBI's taxonomy places the organism in Eukaryota, Metazoa, Chordata, Actinopteri, Siluriformes, Bagridae.
AGAGUUUCAGCCUUGUGAGCAUUGAUAUGAGGCACAUCAAAUCACCUAAAGCAACCCCCCUUCCCCUCUCUCCUUCUUACGUCGGUGUUGGCGCGUUGGGAGCCCCCCUACACCAGCCUAUAUAAGUACCCGGCAAUCAUAGUAACUCCACCAGAUUUACGGGCUCCCGAUAUCUGGGCGAGAUACGGCUUUUCAGCAGCCAAACCGACCAAGACUCCGAACCGGAGGAAGUAUCCAGCCAGCCUCCGGUCCGCAGGCGCUUUGGCGGAACCGAAGAGGAAAAGCCGGACAUGUGAGCAUACCAAGACAGAGUUAGACUCUGACCGCAUUCAGGGAAAGACAGUCGGGGCUUUCCUCCAGUCACGCUACAAUCAAAAAUACAUCGCCAAAUUACCUUUUAGCUUCCCCUCGAACAUCGACCACGAUGUACCGUUCCACUAAAGGAGCCUCAAAAGCUCGGAGGGACCAGAUAAAUACAGAGAUAAGGAACCUGAGGGACUUGUUGCCUAUCUCCGAUGCGGACAAGGCACGGCUCUCCUAUCUACACAUCAUGUCCCUUGCGUGCAUAUACACGAGAAAAUCUGUCUUCUUCUGCCAAGAGCCAGAUGCAGCAGGCAGUGCUGAGGAAAGUGCAGGAUUCCUCUCAUUUCAUGAGCUUUCUGAGCUGGUGCAAUCAAUGCCAGGUUUUCUGCUGUUACUGACUGCAGAAGGAAAGCUACUUUACCUGACGGACAGCGUCUCUGAGCACCUUGGACACUCAAUGGUAGAUUUGGUUGCCCAAGGGGACAGUGUGUAUGACAUAAUAGACCCUACAGACCAUGCUAUUAUGAGGAGUAACCUGGUGCCUCCAACUUCCCCUGAUACUGAUCGAUUGUUCCGCUGCCGUUUCAACACUUCCAAGUCAGUGCGAAGGCAGAGUGCUGGCAAUAAGCUUGUUUUGAUUCGAGCUCACUGCUUGCAACCAGUUUCUGGCCAGUCCCCACCAGGAUCCUACUGGACUUCCAAUCCAGUGUGGGUGUGCUUCUGUGCACCUCUGGAACCCCAUCCACCCCGACCCAGCACCUCCACUGAACAACUUUUGAUCCCAUCAUUGGAGAGCAGUUUCCUCCUAGUGUGUUUUCACUCACAGCACAGUCGAGAUAUGAGACUGCAGGAUGCACAUGAUAGUGUCAGUGUUUAUCUGGGUAUGGAUGUGGAGACUCUUCGUUCUCAUUCCUGGUACAGUCUACUCCAUCCACAGGACCUUACGCAUGCUUCAGCUCAGCAUCGCAGCCUAUUGAGAGAAGGAGGAGAAGGUAGAGCUGAAAUGGUGGUUCGUGUGGAGGCUGGGGAUCAUUCAUGGGUUUGGCUUUACAUGGUCCUGCAGCUGGAGACUGGAGAGAACCCUAUCAGCAGCAACAAUUAUGUCAUAAGUGAAUCAGAAGCCUGGGCAGUGAGACAACAACUGAGCUCUGAAGAGACCCAGCUUUCUGUGGUGCUGAGCAGCAGCGCCUCCCAACAAGACACCCUCAGCUUGCAGAGUCCUGAUACACUAUCCAGUCCUGACCAAGUGUUCACACCUGGGAGCAGUGGUCUGUCGGGUCAGUCGUUUGACUUCAGCAUGGCAGUAUGCAGCACAGGCUCUACAGAGGAACAAGGUGCAAGCUCUUCUAUUGAAGCAAUGCCACUGGAAAGUGGCCCACGAUCUAGUCUAUCCUCUCUGGAAGAAGAAACCUUGUUCCAGCAGCCACCCAGUGAAUCAAUGGACAGGCCUUCAGCUGCUUCAUCCCCCGACACAGUUGCAACUGUGUCAGAUUUGGACUUCCUCACUCAGAACAUUCUCCUGCCUCCUGCGUUUCAGGUAGAUCCUCCAUUACCUGCAUUACCCCUCCCUUUACCCCCUGUGCCUACCUCCCAGGCCCAGCAGACUAAGGAGUUUGUGUGUACCCCCCCAUAUACACCUCAGCUAGGGAGCAGCAGCUUUCCCUUUGGAGAACCCCUAUUUAGUUUUGAUCCCACUGGUGCCACCACACCUCCACCCCUUCCAUCUACUGCAACAGUCACAACUACAGUAGCUCCCAGUCUUUCUCCAUCUGCUCCCUCAAACCCUCAGGGUAGUCCUUCUCCUCCAACUACCACACUUUCCACCAUGGUGCCACUCACCCUGCCAGCUUUGUCUACAGAAAUUCUCUUCCCUUCAGAACCAUGCAGUGGCUCACUCUAUGAGAAGCUUCCUCCAACCCCAGACAGUCCAGGUGAUGGGGACUGCACUGUUAUGAGUCUGCCUGAAGUACGCGGUCCACUGUAUGUUGAUGUCCCAUAUGGGCCACUCCCCUACCCACCUGAAGGCCUGCUCACACCUGAAACCUCACCUGGAAAACAACCGAGCCUGUCUUUCUUCUCACUUGAGCAGGAGAGAGAAAAAGAAAGAACUGAGAUCUCACUUUUAGCCCAUCAUAUAAGCACACUAGCUGAGGGCUUCUACCUGGAUCCUCUCCUCUCUAAGCUGUUACCCUCUCCUAUCUCUCCUCGACCUUCAUCUCCAUCACUUGACUCAGAAGGACCUGAGACCAUCUCUAUGCUAGGUGAAUUCUACCCUGUCAAACCCUGGAGAGGUUUGGACCUGCCCAUCUUCCCAGAUGAUGACUCUCUGUUUGAAGAGAGUGUCUUAGAGACCAUCUUCCAAGAUCUCUCCUCACCAUCAAACUCUUCCACCCCUUCCUCUCCCUCCAGUCCUCCCUCUUCCCCACCAACUCCUGAGUGCUGGCAUCCACCCCUGCACUUUGACAGGGUCUCUGCUAUGAGUGCCGGCCACUUCUGUAGCGUCCGAUCGGCGCACUCUAACCACGCGACCGGGUGCGGGGUCACACUGUCACCAGUCAACAAGGUUGACAUAGUGGAUGGGAAGGCGGCAGGCGAAGUUGCCAUGGAGACAGAGGGUGUGUCAUCACCACUGUCAACCAGUAUCCCGGCAUCUCCACCGCUACAGCUGACAGCCUCGCCUGUCACUCCGGUGCCUGUCGACUCACCUGUCAGCCCCGCAUCGCCUGGUCUGCCCUGCGCCCAGUCCCUCCUCGAGGAGCUGGCCGCCUUGGAACCCAUGUUUGGGGCAGGUGCCUCGAUCGCCCCUGGCCUGGGGCAACAAACUGAGUUGUAUCAACUCCAAAGUCACCUGCCACAACAGUGCUUCCACAAAGAUGGGAGUGGAAGUGAUCCUCCGUUCUAAAAUAAGUCUGUGACUUACUUCAUUAAGUAUGGCAUAUUGUCAUAUUUCAUGGAGCUACUUUUACUAAAAAGUGAAGAUUAUUUAACUGUAUAAUUAUAUACAUAAUGUAUAUAAGGAUAAAAAGACUUCCUCAUAUUGCUCAUAUGAGAAAAGAAGAGUCAGUCAUAUUUUGUUCAUGUAUUUCUCCAUGAAUUUAUAUGUCAGGAAUGGUGCACCAUCUCAGCAAUGAUGCAAUACACUAGCUGUGUUGACCAAGUUGUGAAAGCACUUGGAGGUCAGUUUUUGUCUCUGCUUUACUGUAACAUGAGCUUUUAUCAGAGACUAAGAUCUCUUACUUUGCAAGCGUGGCUCAACAUACAGACUUGCAUUUGUAUUCACUCGUAGUGAAAAUACUCUGAAGUUGUGAACUCUGAAGAUGUGAACAUAAAAUCUUACCUUCAUAUCUCAGAUAAAAAACAAUCAGUAUAAAGCUCAACACUUAUUAUGUCAGCGUCACAAACACAAAGCCCAAUGUAUAGAAAAUGUACCUAGCCAUUUAAUAUCAUAACAAGCAAUUUCUAUAGAAAUCUUUUUGUUAUUUAAUAUUUCAAUAUUUAGAUUAGACUUUCUUCAAUGCCAACUGCACUACUAAAUAAGAAAUCCAGGCAACACUGAGCUUUGGGUUUGUGGCUGCUAUGUUCUUUUUUACAAAUCUGUGUAUCAGUGUGGUGUACAAAUGUUUCUUUAAUCUGUGAACAUAUAUAAGCCAGUGUGCAAUAGAGAGAAGUUUCCAGCACUCUUUAAUCAGUCCAGUGGACACCCUUUGGAGAAGAAGCCACCAGCUGACACUGAGAACAACAGACGAUGACUGCACUCCACUGGACUGAUGCUUUGGCUAGUGUUAAAUGGCUCGUUGGUCAGCCAUAUUCAUGGGCAGAUGCAAAUGCACUGGACUUUUGCAGCAUCAAUAUUUGUAAUGCUUGCAAUCUGUUGUUGCUCUUGUAUGCUUCGCACAACCAAGACUUGCUGAACUCAGCCAGGCAGCAUAUUUAUACAGUGAAUACCACAGUAACAUCGUAACUUUACUGUGUGCGGUGUAGAGUGGUGAACAUGACCGCAUGAAUGACCAAUUCUUCUUUUUUGAGAGGCGUUUAAAAAAACCCAAAACAAACAAAAACAAUGUGAACUUUUGUUUUAAAAAAUUGAGUGGACAAUAGGGAUGGGGGUACUAUUUCUAUUCAGUUACUAGUCGACAUGGGAUGAGAAUGGUUCAAUUCCCAUGGUGUCGACAUGCUAACGUAGAGUUGUCUACGGUCAAGUAAAGGAUUGAUUCCUACGUUCUACCUAUUUACAUGCUAAGUUAAAAAAAAUUAUUAUACUGUAUGUGUGCUGUUAUACAGAAUGAAUGUUUGGUGUACAUGCCUCUAGACAGGCAUGUGCUGAGGUUUUAAGUAUGGUAAUAGGAUGUAUACAUUUGUAAAUUUGUACAAACAACAGAUCUGUACAUAACCAGAGACCUUUGUAUUGUAUAUUAUGAAAAGAUACUUGACAUAUGCUCUAUAUGAAGAAUGGACAUUGUGGAUCAGUGUUCUUUAUGUGUCGCUGAUAAGUGUAUUUGGCUGUCAAAAUCAAAUGCAUUUAUAUUAAAGUGCACUUAAACCUG